Molecule: messenger RNA, 674 nt
Organism: Paramecium pentaurelia
Lineage: Eukaryota; Ciliophora; Oligohymenophorea; Peniculida; Parameciidae
Source: the annotation of a GenBank genome assembly
AUGAAAUCAUUAGGUAAUAAAGAAAAUGUAAUACCUAAAUAAUAUAAGAUUCCUUCUUCACAAAAUAUUCUAUAAGAAAGCAAAAAUAACAAUGGUAAAGGGACCUAAAGAUAGAACACAACUCGUAUUACAUUUGUAUGAUUUUAGCAUCAAAAUUAAAGUGCUACUAUAAUUAAUUUGAAGUAAAAUUUUAAAAAAGAUCAAUUUCUUUUAUCGAGGAAACUUUAUAAAAAGCUAAUAAAGAACAAAAUCUUGUUUCUACCAUAUAAAAUGAAAAGGAUUAAAACUACUCUGAUAGUGAAUAAUCUCAGGAUUCAAUUAAUAUUUGGUAAGAAGAAUGUAAAUAUGAGGAUUUAUUUGACUUAUUUUAAUUUAGAUUAACUAAUUCUUAUAAAACAACUGAUCAAGUGUAGAAUAAUGUAAUAAAUUUAAUAAAAAGCUAUAAAAAGCUUUUUGGAUAUAGCAUAUUUAGAACAAAUAUUGGAAAAAAUCCAUUUUAUCAUAUGCAAAGAAGAAUGAACUCACUAAAGAGCUUUGAUGAGUAAAAGUAGAACACAAGAUACUCAAAGUACUCUGUUAAAUUUAAAUUAUAAGAAAAUAAGCUUCCUUUUGGAAAGAUUUCUUAUAUGAAUAAUUUAAUUACAGUACAAAAUAAUAAGGAGAAGACACGUUGA